AAAAUAAAAUAUAGGGGGUGAAGUGCAAUUUGCCCUUAUUAAUGUAUUGAGGUAGAAGUAAAAUAAUUAAUCAUGUACUCAGUCUCAAAACUCAUUCACGUACACUGCCAUAUCAUAAUUCUACCUUCGGCGUGGAUUUCGUGAAAAUCUGUUACAGAGAUUGAAUAAAAUCAAAUACUUCGCAUCGUUUGUUCUUCAUUUCACUGUAAAUUUCGGGACGAAGGGUUUCUGGUUUUGCGGCGGCUUGGCUGAAAUCAGAUUUGGAGUUCAGUUAUGGACGGCGAUUCUACGGUGGUGAUCAAGGUUAAGUAUGGGGAAGUACUGAGGCGAUUCAGAGCUCGUGUAAUCGAUGGUGAAUUCAGCCUAACUGUGGAUGGACUGAGAAAGAAGAUAUUUUCCCUAUUCGGAUUUUCUCCCGACACUGAAAUAAUGCUCACUUACGUAGACGAAGAUGGUGACGUGGCGACUAUUGUCGAUUUCGUUGAUCUUUGCGAUGUAGUGAAGCAGGGCCUGAACCCCAUUAGAUUCACCGUUCAGCUGAUUCUUGAAAAUGAUCCGAUGAAGACGAUUUUUUUCGGAAGUUCCGAUCCAGCGAAUUCACCUCCCGAAAAAAUCGAUGCGGUUACGUUCGAUUCGAGUGGAAACUCUAAUUGGGAAGAAAAUCCUAUGCACGAAGCAACGGAAAAUAUCUCGAACGAUAUGUCGUCUAAAAUGGGGUGGAAUGAAACUGAUGAUGACUUGAACCCGCAGCCUAUUACGAACAUUGAUAUAUCUGAGUCAACCAUGGGAGUUACUAACGGGCAUAUUUUGCCUUAUGUUGUACCGAAAACUAACGAAUACGUGUAUCCAGUUUCAAUUUCCGGGACUACUGCCUCGUACUGGAGUGCUUAUUGUGAUAUUUGUGGGACACAUCCAAAAACUGUUUACAGCUUCAAUUCGAAAGGAAUCUGCACCCUCUGCUUCGCAGAAUUCGAGGAAGGAAUUAAGUCUAUCAAAUCGCUAAAGACAGUGCCCAAAGAUCUUGACAGCUGUUUCGUCGAAGAUGUGAGUGUAGCAGAAGGCAGCGUAGUGCCACCUUCGACUCGAUUCACAAAGACAUGGCGAAUGAGAAACAACGGUUUGGUUGUAUGGCCUGAGGAAACGCUACUCGUUUGGACAGGUGGACAUGUGUUGAGCCAUGCACUUUCUUUUGACGUCGGGGUUCCUGCAACCGGUUUGCCUGUGGGCCAUGAUCUCGAUUUUUCCGUUGAGUUCACUUCUCCCGAACUUAAAGGCUACUACACAUCGUACUGGAUAAUGAAGUCACCCUCGGGCGAACAGUUUGGGGAACUUAUAUGGAUUUAUAUCCAGGUUGAUGAUGAUGCCUUAAACCUCGACCUUCCUCCCCCAGUGAAAGCAAAGCAAAUUGAGGAAGAUAGCCUACAUGAGCUUGGCAACUACAAAAAGGGAGUGGAAGUAGUGGAAACAGAUCUUCUUGGUUCUCACCAGACCCAGGAAAUUCGUUAUAGAUGACGAGGCGGGGAAGUGGUGGGCUGAAAAUAAAACGAGCGUACGUGAGCGAUACAAUGUGGCAAAUGUGGCUGCAUUCUUGAUUUCUAUAACAUUAGAAACUCGAGUUUAUUUAUUUUAUUUUAUUUUCAUUUUUUCAUGGCCUUGAAGCUAUAACUAAACAUUUUUUUUUUAUGAGUUCAGCUUCUAAUUCUUUAGUAUAUCUUGGUUGUCGAUGUUGAUGUACUAUUUUUGAACGGAAAAAUCGUAGCACGAUUUUCGCCAUCGUGAUUUUUUUCCCUCCGAAUUUAGUUAUGUUUAAAAAAUACAACGGAAAGAAAAGCAUCCACUAGAGGGGAGAUCUUAAUUGUUAAUCAUGGUUUUAGCUCGUAAAUCUCUUUUGCCAAGUUUUAUAUACGAGCCAAUC
This is a messenger RNA of Erythranthe guttata (spotted monkey flower), 1915 nucleotides long. Its product is annotated as protein NBR1 homolog. The record is from RefSeq and is a predicted model, not a curated record. Gene Ontology annotation, molecular function: protein binding. NCBI's taxonomy places the organism in Eukaryota, Viridiplantae, Streptophyta, Magnoliopsida, Lamiales, Phrymaceae.